Orbilia oligospora ATCC 24927 is the source of this 906-nucleotide messenger RNA. RefSeq lists its product as uncharacterized. The transcript has 2 exons. Lineage: Eukaryota; Fungi; Ascomycota; Orbiliomycetes; Orbiliales; Orbiliaceae. The record is from RefSeq and is a predicted model, not a curated record. Bases 1 to 906 code for a protein of 301 amino acids.
AUGCUCGGACCUCACGGUAGGCCCUCUACCCCGACGCCAGCUAUAACGGUAGCGACAUCAAACCGCUCGCGAAGUACCCUUGGGGUACCAUCACCGCCACCAGCAUAUGCUCCCGGUGCACACAAUACACGUCCCAACCCUCCCCCUCAAGAAUUCCAACCUUUCGAAAUCCAAGACCCACCUUACCACCCCUUAAAAAUAAAAAGGACAUACAUAACUUUCACGCGGCGUGAUAUUCGUAUCCUCACUAUUUUAACGGCUGUUCAAUACAUCUUUAAAUCAUGGUGGAUAGUAUCUGUUCUCAUUGCGCUAUUUGGUCCGUCACGACAACAAGACUACCCUUUGGAUGGAAGCGAUAUACAGAGAAAGAAACCACACUCGCAGAUCGUGAGGGCUGUGAUGAAUCCUGAUGUUGAUACGGGAUAUAGAAACGGAAGAGCGGCUUGGGGGAUUGGGGAUGGAUAUUACUUGAAUAGAACCGGGAUGAAAAUUCGAAACAUUCCACUAGAGGCCGCGAAUACUGUAGGAGAUACCAACAAUAUCACAUUCAAGUUGGCGAUUGCGGCUAUCGUGGUUACGUUUGUCACUUCGCUUGUUAAGCUUUCUCUUUUGCAGAGAAUGAAGGUAAAGGGGAAGUAUAUUACCUUAGUCGAUACGGGGGCAAGGACGGGUAUUCCGGGAGAUGGAGGUCUUGGGAGAGAUGAUAAUGCUCCGGGAAGGAGGGAAGCGGCGCAGAAGGAGAGAUACGUAUUGGGGGCUUGGUGGGAGGGGUAUAUUUUUACGGGCCAUUGGGUAACCUUUAUCGAUGAGGUUUUGGGGUUGAUAUUGACAGUUUGCCUGAUGCAGGGGAAUGAUAAGUCAUCUAUGGUUGCAGGGGUGGCGAGGACUAAUAUGCGGGGUAAUUAG